AUGGACCCCAUAGGCUGUACCUGGUUACUGCUGCUGCUGUUUCCACAGGGACAGAGCCACCAACCUUUACAGCGAUUCAAGAGAAGAUGGGUUCUCACCACCCUGGAAAUGCAGGAGGAAGACCCAGGGCCCUUUCCUAAACUUGUAGGGGAGCUCUUCAAUAAUAUGUCAAAGAAUGUAUCGCUGAUGUAUUUAAUCAGAGGACCCGGUGUGGAUGAAUUUCCAGAGAUUGGUUUAUUCUCUAUAGAAGAUCACCAGAGUGGAAAAAUAUAUGUUCACCGCCCUGUCGAUCGAGAAGUGACACCGUCUUUUAUGGUUUACUUUGAUGCCGUAGACCGAUCCACGGGGAAAGUUGUGGAUGAAUCUCUGAUUUUCAACAUUAGGAUCAGAGAUGUGAAUGAUCAUGCACCCCAAUUUCCUGAGAAGGAAUUUAACAUCAGUGUGAAAGAGAGCCAAGCUGCAGGUCAACCUAUUCUUCAGUUGUUAACGGUCGAUUUGGAUCAGGAAAACACCCCGAAUUCUCAAGUCCUUUAUUUCCUUGUCUCUCAAACGCCAUUGCUCAGAGAAAGCGGCUUUCGGAUUGAUCUAGUCAGCGGGGAAGUUCGACUAUCCGGAUGCUUACAUUAUGAGACGGCUCCUAGGUUCACACUGAUCAUCAGAGCAAGUGAUUGUGGAGAGCCGUCCCUGUCAUCCACAGCCACCAUUCAUGUCAGUGUAGAAGAUGGCAACAACCACAUGCCCACAUUUAUGGAAGACCAUUAUGAGAUUCAGAUUUCUGAAGGUCAAGUGGAACAGGACGUGUUGUAUCUCCCUGUUCGAGAUGGAGAUUCUCCAUUUACACCAGCGUGGAGAACACAAUUCAACAUACGGGAUGGCAACGAGGAGGGGCAUUUUGACAUCGUGACUGACCCUGAGACUAACCAAGGGUUAUUAAGUAUUAUCAAGCCUUUGGAUUAUGAAACUCAAGUAACCCACAGCCUCAUCAUUGUUGUGGAGAAUCAGGAGCAGCUCUUCGCUUGUAAGGAGGGCCAGCUGCAGCCGUUGAGGAAGGCGAUGGCCAGCGCCACGGUGAGCGUGCAGGUGCUGGACACCAAUGACCCACCAGCCUUACACCCUAGGAGCUUCGUCGUCAGUGAGGAGGACGGGGCCUGGCCCGCCAUCCAGCUGGGAUAUUUCAAUGCUACAGACCCAGACAGGGCUGACAACCAGAUAAGAUACAAACUGGUUCAUGAUCCAGCAAAUUGGGUGACUGUGGAUGAGAAAUCAGGAGUGGUCACCACCAAGAGGCAAAUAGACCGGGAGUCCCCUCAUGUGAAUGACAGCUUCUAUACAAUCGUCGUCCAUGCAGUUGACAAUGGCCUCCCCCCUCUGACUGGCACAGGGACUCUGAUGCUUUUCCUGUCUGAUGUCAACGACAAUGCCCCAACUCUCCAGCCCCAUUCCCGACACUUGGAGGUUUGUGAGUCGUCUGAGAGCAGACCCCUGCUGUUAGAAGCUGAGGAUGCAGACCUGGACCCCUAUGCUGGCCCCUUUACUUUUGAUUUGGACACUGCCCAGGGAGAUGUGAAAGAGAUUUGGAUGCUGAGGACAAAGCAGGGGGAAGGCCUCUCUGCUGAACUUAUAAUGCUAAGAAGCCUCCCGCCCGGGGAUUACUUGGUGCCACUCUUCAUAGGAGACAGACAGGGCCUUGCCCAGAAGCAGACAGUCCACGUGAAGAUUUGCUCCUGCCCCGGUGGAUCUGAAUGUGAGAAGCAUUCAGACACAGGGCUCCUGUGGUGGGCCCUGUCCCCAGUCUGUGCAGCACUUAUGGCUCUGUCAGUUGCUUUCCUUUGCCUGCUGCGGUGCCCCUGCGUGUUUGGACCCAAGAGGCUUAGACGCUUCAUCCCAAGUGACAGUGGCCACCAGACACUGACUGUGUAUAAUGAGGAAAGCAAAGCCCUUCCAGCCCAGGGUUGUGGCAUGUUCUUUGAACCAAGAAGAGUGAAAAACUUCUCCUCUACCCCGGUCUAUCUGGAUCACAUGGUGCCCAGACGGCCCCUGCAGCUGAUGGGAGGAAGGGUGAUGGAGAUGUGGAGCAAGAAGCUCCAGGGUGUUGAUGUUCUGGAAGGUGACAGUGGCUACCUGCCUCAUGUUUACAGAGAGGAGGGAGAGUGUGAAGGAGCUGAGACCCUCAGCUCUCUGACCUUCUUGGAGCAGGACCUCUCCCCCGAGUUGCUGGGCUGCUCAGGCUCAAAAUCUAUUCCAUCUGAAGCAAUGUGUUUCACAUCAAGAGUUCCUUCAUAA
Arvicanthis niloticus (Nile rat) is the source of this 2283-nucleotide messenger RNA. The record is from RefSeq and is a predicted model, not a curated record. Lineage: Eukaryota; Metazoa; Chordata; Mammalia; Rodentia; Muridae.